AUGUAUGGUGACUUCUGUGAACUAGCUUGCUCCACAAACUGUAAGAACACUUGCGAGAAAGAUUCUGGACAUUGUAUUGAUUGUAUUAAUGGCAAGCACGGAGACACUUGUCAGCUUGAUUGUUCUGACAACUGUAGAGAUAAAACCUGCAUGAAGGACAAUGGAUAUUGCUUAGAAUGUAUUCCUGGAAAAUAUGGUGAUAGGUGCGAGGCUGAUUGCUCGGAAAACUGUAAAGAUCGGAAAUGCAUGAAGAGCAAUGGACACUGUAUAGAAUGCAUUGAAAGAAAAUACGGAGCCAUGUGCGAGAUUGAUUGUUCUAACAAUUGCAAAGACAAAAUAUGCAAGGAAGACAAUGGAUUUUGCUUAGCCUGUAUUCACGGUAAAAAGGGAAGCCACUGUGAUAUCAACUGUGCUUUGAAUUGCACGACAUGCAACCAAACUUCAGACCAGUGUUUUGCAUGCAAGCCGGGAUUCUAUGGCAAUACCUGUAAUCAGGUGUGUCCUGGCAACUGUAAGGACAAAACAUGUGUACAAGAUACUGGCGUCUGCACAGAUCUUUUUAAUGGGAAACGAUUCGUGUUUGUAAUAUAUCAAUCUCUUUUUACAGAUUGUGAAGAUGGUUUCUUUGGUCCUAUGUGUGUUUCUUGUUCGACUGGAUGUGUCAAUCCUGUCUGUGACCAGUUGUCAGGGAAUUGUAGAUUGUGUAACGCAUGGUUCCAUGGUCGUAAGUGUGAUCAGAGUUGUCCAACCAAUUGUCAAGGCGGCAAGUGCUUUAAGAGUUCUGGACAUUGUACAGGAUGUGACCCCGGGUUUUACGGAAAAGACUGUACUCAGGCAUGCUCGAUGAAAUGUAACAACCUAAUCUGUAAUCAGACCUCCGGACUAUGUACAGACUGUGUACCGGGUCUUUAUGGACCAAACUGUACCCUAACCUGUCCAAUCAGCUGUCAGAAUGAUUGUGACAGAAAUACUGGCGAAUGCAAAGCAUGCAAAGAUGGAAAACACGGAUUGAUGUGCGAUCGUACAUGUUCAAGUCAAUGUAAACACAGAAGGUGCAUGCAAAUACAUGGCAACUGUGAAGGGUGUGUUCAAGGCUUCCACGGAGAUAACUGUUCCAAGACGUGUCCAGACAGUUGUAUACACAACACGUGUCUUCAGGAGAAUGGACAUUGUAAAGGGUGUAAAGCCGGAUAUUACAAUGACCACUGCGACAGGAGUUGUCCGCUUAGCUGUACAUUAAGCGUAUGUGAUCAGACCACAGGUUCAUGUUCAGGUAAAGAGCAAACAAACGCAGACGCUCCAAAUGCGAGUACAGUCGGAAUAGGGACCGGAUUUGGACUGAUCAUUGUGGUUCUGACCAUUGUGAUAAUUGUUUUGGUCAGACGUCUUUCGAGGAACCAACCGGACAAAACGACUCCCACUCAAAUGAUAGCUAGGUCAGAGUUGAAGAUGCGAGAGAAAAACACAGAUACCACUUACGACGAGAUAGGCGUCAUUGGAACGAAUGAUGCGAACUAUGAACAGCUUGGCCCUCCGCAGAAUGAACCAACACAUGUUUACCAGAAUAUUGCCAAGACAAGUCAGUAGUAAAUGAUCCCAAUAAAGAAUGGAAUGUAGUAAGGGGCGAUAACUCUGUUAUCAUUCUUGCGGAACGUAAUAACAGUAUCGGCUAAUUCGCCCAUUUUGCCGGCUAUUGUAGCGAUUCUAGUGUGGAAAAAUGGCACAUAAAAUUUUGCUGGUUUUUUGAACCAUUGUUAUGCUCGAUCUAAAUCUGGAUUUAUCUGGUAUUCUUUUGGAAAUUCGUAUUUAGGAGAUA
This is a messenger RNA of Pecten maximus, 1816 nucleotides long. Its product is annotated as cell death abnormality protein 1-like. The transcript has 15 exons. Bases 1 to 1587 code for a protein of 528 amino acids. Gene Ontology annotation, molecular function: scavenger receptor activity. The record is from RefSeq and is a predicted model, not a curated record. NCBI's taxonomy places the organism in Eukaryota, Metazoa, Mollusca, Bivalvia, Pectinida, Pectinidae.